Aspergillus eucalypticola CBS 122712 is the source of this 809-nucleotide messenger RNA. RefSeq lists its product as uncharacterized. Bases 128 to 745 code for a protein of 205 amino acids. The transcript has 3 exons. The record is from RefSeq and is a predicted model, not a curated record. NCBI's taxonomy places the organism in Eukaryota, Fungi, Ascomycota, Eurotiomycetes, Eurotiales, Aspergillaceae.
CAUAGAUCUGACAAAGUACGAGGUUGGUUAGGCAGCCCCCUCUCAUUCUUAGACCCUCAGCCUUGCUUAAACCAACUCGCAUUUGCAUUCAAUACCACUCUCAGUUUACCACUGCCACCUAGCAAUCAUGACGAGCAUUUUCCUAUUCUGCACCUCCGACGUGCCGGCAAGCACGAUCAACCAAUUCAUGACAGAGUUCGCUGACGCCAGCGAAGAUCCAAAUAUCUUCUGUCUGGUCCGCACUCCCGAUCAGGAACAGUUCGAUGAAUGGGGCACCGAACCACCUGUGCAAGACUUCACAACAGGCUUCAAAAACGCCCCUGAUUCUACUCUCCGCCUCUACACCCAAAAUCGGAUCGACGAACUCAAGACUGCAGGCAAGGCCGGCGGACUAUCUCCCGGAUGGCUGGCUAAGCUCGACGAGCAAUCCCCGCAUGACUCAACCGUGGUUCUGCAGUACCGCAAGAUCAAAGCCAACUGGGCUCAGGCAUUGGAAGAUGCUGAAGAGCAGUAUCAUAUCCCCGGUCAGGCGGACGUUGAUGACCAGUAUAUCUGGUGGAAGUGGCGUGUGCCAUUUGCGGAUUCUUUCCAGCUAUUCAACAGCGUCGACGAUGGUAUGCCGGAUAUGAUUCGGCUGUUCACUCGACCUGAGUUUGUGGACUCGGAGGGCGUGCUUCAUGUAGAUGUCCCCCGUCAGAUCAUCAAGGGGGAGAUUCCGGACCCCAUUACGGAGAGUGCAAGCUGAGGGUUUGCCGGUCUACCUCUCAUAUCAACUUGCUGCUUAUCUUAACUCUGCUCAUCCCCCAUAC